UCUGGGUCGCUGUCGCCGCCCGGGACCCCGCGCUCCACGGACCGCCGGUGAAGAGGGCCGGCUGGCUGCUGACGUCUUCGGGAUGGAGCACAUCCGCACCACCAAGGUUGAGCAAGUGAAAUUACUUGACCGAUUCAGUACCAGCAAUAAGUCACUAACAGGAACACUGUAUCUUACAGCUACACAUCUAUUAUUUAUAGACUCUCAUCAGAAAGAAACCUGGAUAUUGCAUCACCAUAUUGCUUCAGUAGAGAAACUGGCUUUGACUACUUCUGGAUGCCCACUUGUGAUUCAGUGCAAGAACUUCAGGAUUGUGCAUUUCAUUGUUCCCAGAGAAAGAGAUUGCCAUGAUAUUUACAACUCUUUACUACAACUGUCAAAACAAGCAAAAUAUGAAGAUCUGUAUGCAUUCUCUUAUAAUCCUAAACAAAAUGAUUCAGAACGAAUACAAGGUUGGCAACUCAUUGACCUUUCUGAGGAGUAUAAGAGGAUGGGAGUACCAAAUUCCAACUGGCAGUUGUCUGAUGCCAACAGAGAAUACAAGAUUUGUGAAACUUACCCCAGAGAACUCUAUGUUCCCCGAAUCGCAAGCAAACCAAUAAUUGUGGGUAGUUCCAAGUUCCGGAGCAAGGGAAGAUUCCCAGUUCUUUCCUAUUACCAUCAAGAAAAGGAGGCUGCCAUUUGUCGAUGUAGUCAGCCACUGUCAGGAUUCAGUGCCAGGUGCCUGGAGGACGAACAUUUGCUUCAAGCCAUUAGUAAAGCCAAUCCGGUCAAUCGUUACAUGUAUGUUGUGGAUACCAGGCCCAAACUGAAUGCAAUGGCCAACAGAGCUGCUGGUAAAGGCUAUGAAAAUGAAGAUAACUAUUCCAAUAUUAGAUUUCAGUUUGUUGGAAUUGAAAAUAUUCAUGUCAUGAGGUCCAGCCUUCAGAAAUUGUUGGAAGUCAAUGGUACCAAGGGACUUUCUGUCAAUGAUUUCUACUCUGGUUUGGAGAACUCAGGAUGGCUUCGUCAUAUCAAAGCUGUUAUGGAUGCUGCAAUCUUCUUAGCCAAAGCAAUAAUGGUUGAAAAUGCAAGCGUGUUGGUACAUUGUUCUGAUGGUUGGGAUAGGACUUCCCAGGUUUGUUCCCUUGGGUCUCUCUUACUGGAUUCCUACUACAGGACAAUCAAAGGAUUCAUGGUUUUAAUAGAAAAGGAUUGGAUCUCUUUUGGACACAAAUUUUCAGAGAGGUGUGGCCAGUUGGAUGGUGACCCAAAGGAAAUCUCACCAGUGUUUACUCAGUUCUUGGAAUGUGUGUGGCAUUUGACUGAACAGUUUCCACAAGCCUUUGAAUUCAACGAGGCAUUUCUUCUUCAGAUCCAUGAACAUAUUCAUUCUUGCCAAUUUGGAAACUUUCUUGGAAAUUGUCAGAAGGAAAGAGAAGAACUCAAGUUAAAGGAGAAGACUUAUUCUUUGUGGCCAUUUCUUUUGACUGACCAAAGGAAGUACAUAAAUCCCCUUUACAAUUCUAAAUCGCAGAAAUUUGCAGUGUUGGAGCCAAAUACAGUAUCUUUCAACUUUAAGUUUUGGAGAAAUAUGUACCACCAAUUUGAUCGAACAUUGCACCCUAGGCAGUCUGUAUUUAAUAUCAUUAUGGACAUGAAUGAGCAAAAUAAAGAGUUUGAGAAAGAUAUUGAAGACUUAGAAACUAAAAUCAAACAACAUAAAAAUAAGCGAACAGAUGAAGUUCUUACCAAGGAAUUGUUGAGUUCAGUUCGUCCUGAAUCACCUACCCUCAAAACAUCCCUGUGUUUUAAGGAGCAAACCCUGCUGCCUGUGAGUGAUGCUCUCCGAACUAUAGAGGGCAGCAGUCCUGCAGAUAACCGUUAUAGCGAAUAUGCAGAAGAAUUUUCCAAAUCAGAACCUGCUGUGGUCAGCUUAGAGUAUGGUGUGGCGAGAAUGACUUGUUAGAUUCGUAUUUUCUGAACUGAUUGUAAUGCAAUAAAUGGAUUAUGAGGGUGAUCUGAUCUGUGUGCAUGACCAAAAGGAAUUCAUCUAACAGUGACCUUAGAGUUACAGUAGGUUAGAUAAUUGAAGAACAGAUAACACCUGUACUUGUGAAAGAAAUAAGUCAAAAAAUGACUUCCAGUUCUAUAAGAAGUAAGUGAUGUUGGUGAGUGUACCCAUAACAGAUUUCACUGUACAUAGUGAAUUGAAGUUGGUCUGAUUUAUAUGUUUAUUACAGCAAAACAGGAAUUGCCUUUCUUAGGAGCAAAGUAAUUUUCAGAAAACAAACUACACAAAGUUGUUCCUAAGAGACUGACAUGGUAUGUACUUUUGAGUUUGUAGCUAUAACUACUUUACAUAUUUUACUUUUCAGUGAGUGAUGUUUAAUGUUCAAGUGCUAUAAAAUACAUUUUUAAGAAAGCCUUAAAAUCCCAGUUUCUUGUUUACUCUUAAGUUUUAUAGCCUGGAGUACGAAUUUUAAAUGUUAUUUUCUUUUGUUCAGCUUUGUUUGAUUCAUGAAGCAUUCUCAUUAUAUAGAAGUUGCAUGCUUUAAUAUUCUUACAUAACAGUCACAGAAGCAUUCUUGUUAAGCUCUUAUUCUGCCAAUCCCAGUUUUUAAAUUCAAAAUUGUUGAAGUUUUAUUCUGAUUACCAUUAGUGCUAUAUUUGGUUAUUAUUUACUUACAUGGUUGCUUUCUUGAAUAUGUGUAAGCACAGUUGAGUUUUUUAUGUAUGGAUUACUGCAUUCCAUUGAUUCUUUGUGGUUCACUUUCUUUGGUAACUGGUAAAUUUAAAGAGUUAAUACUGAAUCUGGUGUCGGAAACAAUGAACAGUAUGUACAUAGGUAUUUUUAAAACUGCUUUGUCUCUCAGUGAGUUGCUAUUCCUAGAAUAUCUUUGUUUACCCAACAUUUUUGGGGUUGAAAGAAGGGGGAAGUACAGAUUGUUUAGAUUUCACUUGGUUGCAUGAAUUUUAAAGCAGUCAUUUCUAUAUGGUAAAUUUCUUCUUUGUUAAUACAGGAACAACAAAAAAGGAAAAUUAUGAAUAUUGUAAUUUCAAAGUUAUUGUUUAGUGAAAGCAAUUUAAAUGCUGGAAAGAGUUUCAUUUUUACCACAUUACUGAAACUUUUUAUUCUUUGUACCAGUUCAUAUCUUUAAAUUACAAACAAACCAAAAAAAAGCAAGAGACAGAGGUAACAGUGUCACUUUUAAAACAGAAAACUUCAGUUACAUAGGUCGCCUGAGUUACAACUCAAGAAUAUUAAGGAAUCUAUAAUAGGUUCCCUUCUUGCUUCUCUUUAUUUAACCUACAUCUGUUGUAUUAGUUUUGAAGAUAAAUAUCUUUCAAAUGGAGAAAAACUAUUGUAUGAGAGCCUGUAUAAUCCUUUUCAUUUUUCCCAUGUUUUUCACUAAUACAUAAUAUAAUAAGAAAAUUACUCCUUUACAGACAGUACCAGAAAUGCAAUAUAAAAUAUAGUUUGUAAUUUAACCAAGUCUUUUCCCAUAUUUAGGAACUGGGACAGGAAGCAGUCUUUGUGAUCACAAGGAAAACUUUUGUGCCUUGUUACUUGAUGCAGAUACUGAUUGUGGUUUCAUAAUCUCCAAUGGCAGAUGACUUAAAUUCCACCAUUCGCUUUAUUACUCUUCCAUCUGCAGCAUAUAUUUGCGCAUCAAUUUGUAUGCUUGGAUGCACCCACUUGGACUGAGAAUAGUUAACAUACUAAGUGACCUACAGGGUGUAUGUUGGCAGAAAACAAAACAAAAAAAACCA
Molecule: messenger RNA, 3753 nt
Organism: Sorex fumeus (smoky shrew)
Lineage: Eukaryota; Metazoa; Chordata; Mammalia; Eulipotyphla; Soricidae
Gene: MTMR6
Product: myotubularin related protein 6
Exons: 14
Coding region: 83-1948 (621 amino acids)
Biological process (GO): dephosphorylation
Cellular component (GO): nuclear envelope
Molecular function (GO): phosphatidylinositol-3,5-bisphosphate phosphatase activity
Source: RefSeq, a predicted model, not a curated record